AACGCCAUUUUGAGUGUGGCAGAACUUUGCAGCUUCUCACUGAUGCACGUACAAAUGACAUGACGCGCUCCUACCGACAAAACUGUGCGGGAAACAGCUCUAAUUACCUUCCUACCGCUGGCCAUAUGACACAGGUGCACAAUGUCCCCGCAUUGCGACGGCGCAGUCUGCUUUGACUCACCUGUCAUGGUGGCGGCGAGCUCCCACGUCGGGGCGUGACGUCACAGCAGGAGAGGCAGUGCUUGAAGCGACCUGGGCUGCUGGGACAGCGGGUCAUCGGAUCAUCAGACACACACGGCGACGGGACGAAGGUACUGUACAGCCGCGGGUUCACAAUAAGGGCCUUCGUUCGUCCGUUAACCUUGCUCUGCUCCACUUGCAUGACAACAGCAACAGUAAGCUAUGGCUUUGAGAAGUGCUGUCUCCCGUCUGCUCUCCAACAGCCAUAAAUGUGCUGCUGUUACAGUGUUCAGGGCCCAGAGCACGGCUGCUUCAGCUAACAAAGAUGUUGAACAGGUCAAGAAUCCAGCGAAGACAGCCAAGGUGCCAUUCGACUGGCGGGACGCUCUGGAUCUGGAGGGUCAGCUGACGGAGGAGGAGGUCAUGAUCCGGGACUCCUUCCGCGACUACUGCCAGGAAAAGCUCAUGCCCCGCAUCCUCAUGGCCAACAGACACGAACACUUCCACCGUGAGAUUGUCUCCGAGAUGGGAGAGCUGGGCAUCCUAGGCCCCACUAUUAAAGGGUUCGGUUGUGCAGGCACUAGUUAUGUGGCUUAUGGCCUGAUUGCCAGGGAGGUUGAGCGAGUGGACAGUGGUUAUCGCUCAGUCAUGAGUGUACAGUCUUCAUUGGUCAUGCAUCCAAUCAACGCUUACGGCACAGAGGCCCAGAAGGAGAAGUACCUGCCCAGGCUGGCUCGUGGGGAGAUCCUGGGCUGCUUUGGCUUAACAGAGCCAAACCACGGCAGUGAUCCUGGCAGUAUGGAAACCAAAGCCAAGUACAACUCAUCUAGUGGUACCUUUACCAUCAGUGGAGCCAAAACCUGGAUCACUAACUCCCCUGUAGCAGACAUUGCAAUAGUCUGGGCCAAGUGUGACAAUGGCAAGGUGCGGGGUUUUAUCUUGGAGCGAGGAAUGAAGGGUUUUUCUACCCCCAAGAUCGAGGGCAAGUUCUCCCUGAGAGCGUCUGCCACUGGAAUGAUCCUAAUGGACGACGUUGAGGUUCCUGAGGAGAACCUUUUGCCAAAUGUCUCUGGUUUAGCUGGGCCGUUUGGAUGCCUCAACAAUGCUCGUUAUGGCAUCGCUUGGGGAGCUCUGGGAGCGGCUGAAUUCUGCUUCCAUGCUGCUCGACAGUACACUCUGGACAGGCUCCAGUUUGGGGUGCCACUGGCCAGGAACCAGCUGAUGCAGAAGAAGAUGGCCGACAUGCUGACAGAGAUCACCCUGGGACUGCAGUCUUGUCUGACCCUGGGGAGACUUAUCGAUCAGAAGAAAGCGGCACCCGAGAUGAUAUCCAUGUUGAAGAGGAACAGCUGUGGUAAGGCUUUAGAUAUCGCCAGACAAGCCAGGGACAUGCUGGGAGGAAACGGCAUUGCAGACGAGUACCACAUAAUCCGUCACGUCAUGAACCUGGAGGCUGUCAACACAUAUGAAGGAACUCAUGAUAUUCAUGCCCUGAUCCUGGGUAGAGCAAUUACUGGGCUGCAGUCCUUUACUGUUGGAAAGUAAAGCUAAAGCAUUUCGUCUUACUUCAAAUGAGCUGAGGUGGAACAAGGGACACUACCUGUUCAUCUGUCCUCUAACACGCCUGGAGGAUAUCUGGAUCUUUGCUUGAUGGGUUACAGCAGAAACACCUAUCAGAUUUAGGUAUUUUUGUCAUGAUUUAUGAAAAACAUCUAUUCCUGCCUUUUCUUAAAGGUCAGCUAAAGUAAGCAUCGGGUCUAACUUGGCUGACAAAUUCUGAGUUGGUUGAAUUUUUCAGUGAUGUAAAUAUAUAAUGAUCAAUUUUAUGUGACAAUACACGCUGUACCUACAAGCACCUUCUACCUUUUAUUAUAAGUAAUUAUAAUGCAAUAUCCUUUAUAUUGUUAUCAUGUCAUGUUGGUCACUAGUGAAAUAAGUAACAGUUUAAUAUAAAACCAGCUGAAGCAAAAGAAAUCAGUAAGCAUCUUCAAACUAAUUUGGUUUGGCUGUUGCAGAUUUAUUUCACCGAAUCAACCCAGAAUGACUUUUGUGCAUUUAAAUAAAACAUGGAUUUUG
Messenger RNA from Betta splendens (Siamese fighting fish), 2256 nucleotides. RefSeq names its product glutaryl-CoA dehydrogenase a (gene gcdha). The record is from RefSeq and is a predicted model, not a curated record. Gene Ontology annotation, biological process: fatty-acyl-CoA biosynthetic process; fatty acid beta-oxidation using acyl-CoA dehydrogenase. NCBI's taxonomy places the organism in Eukaryota, Metazoa, Chordata, Actinopteri, Anabantiformes, Osphronemidae. Gene Ontology annotation, cellular component: mitochondrial inner membrane. The transcript is spliced from 12 exons. Gene Ontology annotation, molecular function: glutaryl-CoA dehydrogenase activity; flavin adenine dinucleotide binding; fatty-acyl-CoA binding. Bases 403 to 1725 code for a protein of 440 amino acids.